Molecule: messenger RNA, 674 nt
Organism: Paramecium sonneborni
Lineage: Eukaryota; Ciliophora; Oligohymenophorea; Peniculida; Parameciidae
Source: the annotation of a GenBank genome assembly
AUGGGAACUUGCACUCAAACCAAUAACAAAGUUCUACAUUCAGAAAAAAGCUUGCAAAAAUUGAUUUUGUACUUUUACAAUACACCUAUGUAUUCACAUCCAGACAUUGAUUGUCUUAUUAAUACAAAAUUGGAUUCUUGCAAAAUAACGCAAAGAGGACUAACCAAAACCUUAAUCGAAGAAAUUGUGCUAUUUCUUAAUUCUUGCAAAAUCCUAACUCCUGAAUAAGAUCAACUCCUCAAUCAUUUUAACUAUGUUUACCAAUAAUCUAUAAAGAAAUUUAAUCAAUUUGGAACUCUUCUGGGCAAAAUUAUAUUAAUUGUAUUAUUUUUAAUAUCAAUGAGACUUCUAUAGAAGUGUUACUAUGUUUUAAGUCUCUCGAAAAUGAAGAUUUAACUCCUGUUGAUGUUUGGUGGGUUUAAGAACAUUUUCUAAUCAGAUACCGAUUAUUGAAUGAAUAGUAUAGUGUAGAAUAUGAUUAUUUCUUGGAUACACAUUUUUUGAUUAAGUUUCUCUACUUUCUCAAAGAAUGUGUAAGAAUUGAAUUAAAAAAGUACAAUCUUGAAUUAAAUCAUUUUUAAAUCUCUAUUAGACAUGACUAAUCAGAUAUUUAACAUACAGCUAGAACUGUAGAUAGUUCAAGAUCGUAGUAAAAAAGAUUAGAAACUAUUUGA